Lolium perenne is the source of this 1098-nucleotide messenger RNA. RefSeq lists its product as uncharacterized. The record is from RefSeq and is a predicted model, not a curated record. Lineage: Eukaryota; Viridiplantae; Streptophyta; Magnoliopsida; Poales; Poaceae. Gene Ontology annotation, molecular function: nucleoside triphosphate diphosphatase activity. Gene Ontology annotation, biological process: nucleoside triphosphate catabolic process.
CCUCCAUAUAUGGCAAUUCUUAUAGGAGGAACCAGUGCCAUGUUUAUCCUGCACACCUUCCUUAACACAUAGUAUGACCUCAUUGGCUUUUGCAGCCUAAUGAAUUGCAUGUGUCGGCUAAUUUGGAUUAGAGCCCUUCUGUUAUUCCAGGUGACAAGUAAUUGCAGCCCUCUGGCGCACAUCUCAUGCCCCCAAAGAAGGCAAUGCGUGUCAGUCAAUACAUCGCGCUGUAUCCGCAGCGGUUAACACUUUCCUAAUUGUUUAAGGUAAAUUAUUACUUGCCAAAGUUUGCUGCAAGCCGGCGAAUAUAUAUAUCCCUCCACGCCUAGCUGCUCUUUCCGAAGCACCAAGCCGAAGGCAAGCGCACUCGAUCGCCAGGCGUGGGAGAGAUUAUACCUGUUUAAGGUUCGCCAGGCAAGGUCGAUGGAGGGAGAGAAGAAGGUGGCCGCCAUGGAGGAGGUGAAAGGGAAGGAGACGACGGCGGAGGCGGUGGCCGCCGACGUGAGCCUGAAGCAGCUGUCCAAGAAGCUAGAUGACUUCGCCAAGGAGAGGGACUGGGAGAAGCACCAUAGCCCGAGGAACCUCCUGCUUGCCAUGGUUGGUGAGGUCGGGGAGCUGUCGGAGCUGUUCAUGUGGAAAGGGGAGGUCCAGAAGGGUUGUCCGGGCUGGGAGGAGUCGGAGAAGGAACACCUCGGCGAGGAGCUCUCUGACGUGCUGCUCUACCUGAUCCGGCUCUCUGACAUGUGCGGCGUUGACCUUGGCGACGCGGCACUGAAGAAGAUUGUGAAGAACGCCGUCAAGUACCCGGCUCCGUCAAAGGGCGCCUGAUGCAACGCCUAAUGAUCUACAGACGCGCUGCUAGUUCUUAUGCGGGCUUGUUGUCGGGCGGAUCAUGCAUCGUAGCUUUAUGUAAUUCCUAGUGGACCGAUGUCGAGAAUUUUUCUCUUAUGAGAACUUCAGUUUGCGUGGUAUGCUGUUGAAACGUCUGUGAGUGAGACAGAACGGAAUUUUGCGAAAGAACAUUGUCUAGCAUGUGUGGAUUCUGUUUGCUGAGAUCAAACAGCACCAGAAACAAAAUAUAUGAAACCAUUUUGUUCA